ACCACUACCACCAACACCACCACCGAUCAUGCCAAGCACCACCACAGCAACAACCACCGCAGCAACCACGCCAGUGACGCCGCCAGUGACGCCAGUACAACACUCGACCACCACUCAGCUCCCCUCCAACAACGGAAUGUCUUCGGUGUCCGCUGGCGCCACAACCUCAAGUCUACAGCCGACCGGGCCCUCAGACAACAACACAACGACAGCUGACGUCAUCUCCGGGAACGUCUGGCCCCACAUCCUGUGCUACAAUGUGACCUGUGACUACGAGAACUGCCUGACCUAUGAGAUCGGGAAUGGAACCGCGGACACCUGUGUCAAAGACAGACAGUUUCCUUGUGUGAUCGAGAUCGCCUCCAGCCAGUCCCACAACUACAGCCUGACCGCCUCGUGUGCCCAGGGACCGUGUGAGAGCAGCUACGUCAUGGAGAACGGUGGCGGGAACAGCAGACAAGAAUGGUGCUGUAACACCGACCGCUGCAACACAGAAGGCCUGGACUCCGCGAGUUCUCUGCCCUUGUCUCACGUCCUCUUCGUCUCCUCUCUCCUGCUCACUCUGGCCUCACGGCUGGGACUGUGACCGUGAGCCAUAGAUUUGUGGUGUGAUACUAUCCUAGACUGUGCACUCUUAUGUCCUUCCGGUCCUAUAUGAAGUGAUGUGAGCCAUAGAUUUGUGGUGUGAUAAUACCCUAGACUGUACACUCUUAUGUACUUCCGGUCUACCAUGAAGUGGUGUGAGCCAUAGAUUUAUGGUGCGAUAAUACCCUAGACUGGGCACUCUUAUGUACUUCCGGUCCACCAUGAAGUGAUGUGAGCCAUAGAUUUGUGGUGUGAUAAUACCCUAGACUGGGCACUUUUCUGUACUUCCUGGCCUCCAUGAAGUGAUGUGAGCCAUAGAUUUAUGGUGUGAUAAUAUCCUAGAUUGUGCACUCUUAUGUAAUUCCGAUACACCAUGGGCGCGCCAUUUUAUUUUACAUGUAUUUGGAAACAAAUUUUUAAUUAUGAAGGAAAAGAAGGGAUAGGUUACACGAGUGCUCAGCUGUAGCGGAACGGGUCAUUUGAUCGUGAGGAGCAUCACUUCACCCUAUUUGGUACCAAAUGAGGGGCGAGGAGGGAAAGAUAACGCACUCACUCGACUAUACGAGGCUGGGAUUAAUAAGCGUCUAUAAAAAUAUGGUUGCUUGCACAGUAUUUAUGCUUCUUAGAAAGUUGAGGUUGUUUCAGAAUGCUCUCAGGUCUGCUGGG
Molecule: messenger RNA, 1251 nt
Organism: Aplysia californica (California sea hare)
Lineage: Eukaryota; Metazoa; Mollusca; Gastropoda; Aplysiida; Aplysiidae
Exons: 5
Coding region: 29-586 (185 amino acids)
Source: RefSeq, a predicted model, not a curated record